AAGAUGUGUGGCAUAGCAGUGAUUGUGUCUGGAAUUAAGAUAAGUUUAUCAUCUUUAGACCCAAAUUUUAUCUCUCCAAUACCUUUAUUGGAACAAAAGGUAAUAGUAUAUAACUCUCUUUACUGAAAUAACCAUUGAUUCAAGAAUAGCUAAACUGCAGCCUUAUUAGGGCCUUUAUUUACUUCUGAUUUCAUAUUUGCUACUCUUUUUUGUAUCUUUAGAUGAAACCCUUUUGCUGCUACAUCUAAAAUAAGUUUAAAAAACAGCAUAAAACUGCCUGGAACUGAAAAGGGGAAUUGGAGAAAGGUAGCUUUUAAUUAAAGAAUUAGAUGAAAGGAGCUAUCUUUGCAUCUUAAUGAGGAAAGAUUGAUGUGAAGCUUCUAAAGUUGUUGUCUUUUUUCAUGUAUAGUUAUAUGAACCCCAUAUGCUACAACAUAUAAAUUAUGUAGAAGAGGAACAACUAAAAGAAGCUAUUUGUUUAGCUUUAUGAUGAAUGAGGUUUCUGUCGUUAUGUUUCUUUAAAAUUUGUUUGAUUGAUCUGCCCAAUUUUCAUACAACCUGUGAAUGAAGUAAAAGCAGCAUAAGAGCUUCCUGCAAUUGAGAAAGGGAAAUUUUAGAAAGAUAGCUUUGAUGAAAGGAUUAAAAGAAAUACCUUUGCACCUUAAUGAGGAAACAUUUAUGUGAAGUUUCUAAAGUUGCUAUCUUUCAUCUCUCAACUUCUGAGUCGUUAGAUGUACCCCUCUUGCUACAAUGUCUAGAUUAAGUAGAUGAAGCAAAAACAGCAUAAAAACUUCCCGCAACUGAAAGGGAAAUCUUAAAAAGACACCUUAGGUAAAGAAUUAAAAGAAAAGAACGAUCUUUGUACCUUAAUGAGGAAAUGUUGAUGUGAAGUUCUAAAGUUGUAACCUCAUCACUCGUUUCUGAAUCGUUAGAUGUUCUAAAGAUGUAACCUCAUCACUCGUUUCUGAACCGUUAGAUGUACUCUUUUUGCUACAACGUCUAUAUUAAGUAGAAGAUAAACAAUUAAAAGGACUUGUCUCUAGCUUUAUGAUGAAUGAUUUUGAAGUUCCUGUUAUUGUUUUCCUUUAUAAUCUUUUUGAUAGAGCUGCUCUUUUUUGUACGUCUCAAAUGAAGAAAAAAACAGCUUAAAAACGGCUGCAACUGAAAAGAGUAACUUAAAAAAGCUAGCUUUGAUAAAGAAUCAAAAGAAAAGAGCUAUCUUGCUCCUUAAUGAGGAAGAUUGAUGUGAAGUUUCUAAAGUUAUCUUUUUAAUUUUUGAGUGAUCUUUAGAGGCUGACAACGUUUUAUAUUGUCAUUAGACUUUAUUUUCAGUGGAUGACAUAAAACGGGUGUUAAGAAGAAGGGGUCCAGAUAGUUUGGGAUGCAAGAAAGUUUUACUUCGUGCCAGGGUUUCAUCUUUACCAGGUGGGGAGCAAGAUGUUGUUGCCUUUGUGGAGGAUGAAGAUGCGAGUGAAGGAGAGAAUUUUCAUACGGGCGGUGGCGCUGCUAAAGAAUUCAUUAGAGAAUUGCAAUUUCUUGGUGCUACAUUGCAGCUUAGAGGCAUAAAUCCUAUUGUUCAACCAUUGGUGGACAUGUCAGGGAACAUCCUUGUUUAUAAUGGUGAAAUAUUUGGAGGCAUCCAGAUGAGUAGCGAUAACAAUGACACUGAAAUUUUUAUGCAACAUCUAGGACUAUGUUGUUCUCAUGUUUCCUCUCCGCAUAAUAAAACUCAUACUUCUGGGGAUAAGCAAAGUACUGUUCCAGAACUUCUUUCCAGUAUCAAGGGGCCUUGGGCUUUGAUUUAUUGGCAGAGUAGUUCAAGAAUAUUAUGGUUUGGUCGAGAUGCAUUUGGAAGGCGAAGCCUUCUUGUUCACUGGCCAACAAAGGAGGACCCUCGGUUUCUGCUGUCUUCUGUAUCACCACAUGCCUCUGUAAAUGAAAGUUCUGAAUUUGCAGAUGGAGAGGGAAUAUCCAAAACAGACUUCUGGGAAGAACUUCCAUGCGGUGUGUACAGUUUGUCUAUUGGUGAUUUAGGAACAGAUGACUAUUUAAUUGGUGAAGUUUUGAAGCAUGACUGGACAGAUCCAAAGCUGAAGGAGUUAAUCACUUGGGAGAGAACUUCUGUCCAACCAAAACCAGAGGACUUGCACGUUUCUCACCAAAAGGUUUAUAGCAAGAAAGAGGACUCGCCUUUAACUCCUUCCAUUCUGAUGGAAUCUAAGUUAGCUUCUACAGACUGCCUACUUACAUCGCUACCACAUAGGGUAAUGAUUGCUUUACAAGAGUCAAUAAUGCGACGCACUGCAUUAAAUACAAUCUAUCUGGCCACUUCAGUUGACUACACAAAUAAAUGCAAUGCUCCAGUUGCCGUGCUCUUUUCUGGUGGAUUAGACUCUAUGAUACUAGCAGCAUUACUAGAUAAGUGCAUGGAUGCCAAAUAUGAAAUUGAUCUGCUAAAUGUAAGCUUUGACGGUCCAUUUGCUCCUGAUAGAAUCUCUGCUAGAGCAGGUCUAAAGGAACUACAAAAAGUUGCCCCAUCAAGAAGAUGGAAACUUGUAGAGAUUGAUGCUGAUCUGCUUAAGCUGACCUCUGAAACGAAGCAUGUCAUGUCACUAAUAAAUCCUGCAAGGACCUACAUGGAUCUGAAUAUUGGUAUUGCUCUGUGGUUGGCUGCUAGCGGUGACGGUUGUUUGCAAGAUGAAACAGGCAACGAUGAUACCUGUGUCAGUGUCAAGUACAAAUCUGCAGCUCGGAUUCUCCUAGUUGGUGCUGGUGCAGAUGAACAAUGUGCUGGAUAUGGUCGGCAUAGGACAAAAUAUAGAAAUGGAAGCUGGUUAGCUCUGAAUGAUGAAAUGAAACUAGACAUGCAGCGGAUUUGGAAGAGAAACCUUGGGAGAGAUGAUCGGUGUAUUGCCGACAAUGGCAAGGAGGCCAGGUUCCCUUUCUUGGAUGAGGAUGUCAUUAGGAUUUUGCUAGAUAUUCCGUUGUGGGAGAUUGCUGACCUUAAUCAACCAAUUGGUAUUGGUGACAAGAAAAUCUUGCGAGAGGUUGCACAUUUACUUGGUUUGUCUGAAGCAGCUUCACUUCCGAAAAGAGCAAUUCAGUUUGGUUCAAGAAUUGCAAGAGAAUCAAAUCGGAAAAAUUUUGGAAGCAACCGUGCAGCCAAUCAAGCAUCUGCUGGAAGUGUAACGAUACACAGAAAUAACUCAUAAUCUACAUAUAUGUAAACUCCAUUCAGGAAUCAAGACCACAAGCAAAGCAAGCGUGGAAAGAUAAAAAGGCUCUAUGAUGAUUUGUCCCGCGUAUUAUUUUGAUGGACGAUUUUUGUGAGUCCAUGAUCGAGAUACUAUUGUCUGUCUUCAUGUUCGAUACAGUGAAUACUUGUCUUGAUCUCUUGGUUGAACGAUACUCGCGUUUUUUUGGGAGAAAAUGAAGUGGGAUUGUUAGUCAA
Molecule: messenger RNA, 3451 nt
Organism: Solanum lycopersicum (tomato)
Lineage: Eukaryota; Viridiplantae; Streptophyta; Magnoliopsida; Solanales; Solanaceae
Source: RefSeq, a predicted model, not a curated record